This is a messenger RNA of Colletotrichum costaricense, 960 nucleotides long. RefSeq lists its product as uncharacterized. The coding region runs from base 1 to 960 and encodes 319 amino acids. Lineage: Eukaryota; Fungi; Ascomycota; Sordariomycetes; Glomerellales; Glomerellaceae. The record is from RefSeq and is a predicted model, not a curated record. The transcript has a single exon.
AUGGAUAUUUCAUAUGAGACAGUCUUCAGAUCGUUGACAGGGGUCGCACAGGCUACUAAGGCUGCUUCUGAUGAAAUUGACACAAUCAAACAGCUGCUGUCUCCAGGCAACGAAGGCAGUGAGACCAAGACCAAAUCGUCCAGUCUAUCUUUUCAGGACUGGCAAGUCAUCAUCCAGCAAAAUGUCACAAAAAUGGCCGGGGCAGCCGUCCAUAUUGCACUCGUCGCAGUGGCAGUGUCAUUCCUCCGCGAAACAGCACGCCAAAACCAGCCCGCAACAGCAGACGACAUCAGCCAAUGCUGGACCAUCAUCCGCGGCGCCCUCACAUCAACAUCUUCUUCCCGAACACGGUUCACCGCUUCUCGCAGCGCACAAGGCUUUCUCUCGGUCCCAUUGUGCAGCUUGGUCAAGGACGGCAGCAUCGACGAGCUCAUUCGCCUGCACGUCUGGAUGCCGGACGGCAAGCGCGGGAACCCCGAUUUUCACUUACACUCUCACCAGCCGUUUGCGCAGAGCUGGAUCUUGGCAGGGCAGGGCGUGGAUCACUCCUAUCAAGUUGAUCCUGUCGAGGAGCCAGAAGAAGCCACGCACGCAGGGUAUGCACUUGCGUGGAACGAUGGCAAGGGGGCGGAUACUGCGUACAAGACACAUCAGGCAUCUUCUACUGUGCAGAACACGGGGAAGCUCUUCCGAGCUGGAAAGAUUCAUUCAGAGACUCAUGCUAGGGGGUCAACGUACACAGUUCCGGCCGCCGAGUUCCACGUCUCAGAAGUUGCACCAGAUGCUUUGCAUGCGACUAUCUUCUUCUUUGAUUCACACCGUGGCUUUGUGAAGGAUGCUGGAGUUCUUGGGCCAAAGGAUGGGGAUUCAUUUACACAAUUACGAGAUCCGGCUGGAGUGAAGCCCGCAGAGCUUGCCGAAGCUGUGAACCAAGCUAGAUUACGAGAGGCAUCAGACUGA